This is a messenger RNA of Dentiscutata erythropus, 894 nucleotides long. The record is from the annotation of a GenBank genome assembly. Lineage: Eukaryota; Fungi; Glomeromycota; Glomeromycetes; Diversisporales; Gigasporaceae.
AUGUUUGACUUAGAGCAAAGCCUAUAUGAGUAUGCUCUAGUUUCAGCAGAAUUUGAAAAUGAUCUAUGGAAAGAAUUUAGUGUGGAAGACAUACCAAUUUUGCAAGAAAUAAGCAAUGAGAAAACUGCUAUUAAUAAAAGCUCAUACACAGAAAAUACAUAUAAUUCAUGGGGAAUUCGUUAUGUGUGUUGUCAGUGCUAUGAAAAGAAUGGAGGAUAUUUGCAUGUACACAUGGGUACAGGUAAAGCAGACCCGGGAUGCACUGCAACAUAUUUAGGUGAUACCAAAACUACGCUUCUCUAUUUUGCAAAGCUAAUUGAAAUGGUGGCAUACUCAGAAAAUGAUAUAACAAAAAAAAACUUACUUCAAGUCCUCAUUCCAUGCAUGGAAAAUUUUAAUUUGGAUUCAUUUUCUGCAUCAUCUAGCAAAUUACCUAGCUUGUUUAACCCCAAAAAAUAUGAAGAACUUGGAAAAUCACUUGCCCUUGAGGUUUUAAAAUCACGUACCAGCUUAGCACCUUAUAAGUCAAUAUUAGAAAGUCCUGAUUCUUUGCAGCAGUAUUAUGAAGCAAUACCAAAAUGCUUAACAAGCCUUUUUGAUAGUUUAUUUCAUACUUUACUAUUUCAAAAAUAUGAAAUUGUUAAACAAAAACAAAAAGAAUGCAAAAGUAUUAUAACUGAAUUUGAUAAAAGUGACAAUAUUGAUUUUAAAGAAAAAAUAUUCAGAGCCAGAAAUCUGUAUGACGACACAUGGGAUACAGCUCAUGCAACCCUACACAUGACUCAAAUAUUUAGAUGGUUAAUAGUAGAAUACCCAAUGGAGUUUACUAUGGAUGAAAUAAAUGUUGCACUCAAAGAGGUAGUGGGAAGAGGAUGCAAGACACCUCCACCAAAC